Messenger RNA from Protopterus annectens (West African lungfish), 3094 nucleotides. RefSeq names its product leucine rich repeat containing 70 (gene LRRC70). The coding region runs from base 251 to 2116 and encodes 621 amino acids. Lineage: Eukaryota; Metazoa; Chordata; Ceratodontiformes; Protopteridae. Gene Ontology annotation, molecular function: protein binding. The transcript is spliced from 2 exons. The record is from RefSeq and is a predicted model, not a curated record.
UGUUGUUUCCUGGCUGUGUAGUUCCUUAACUCUAGCAGAGAAGUUAUUGAAAUAAACUAUACCUCUGACUGAAAAUAGGGACACAGCAAUUAUAAGAAGACAAACAUUACUAGUAUUGAUUAUUUCAAGUUAAUUACAGACAUUGUCAGGACUCCCAUGACAGAGUUUUAUAUUCAGAAGUAUGUCUUAAUGUUCAUGUUGCUUCUACUAGCAGUCGUGGAUAUGAGGGGGAGAAGCUACUUCAUGAAAAAUGCUGGGAUUUAACAGUGUUCUGAUUUCCUUCAGACUGUUGGUUCAUCUGCCUAGCUGUGUUCUGUUUUUGGCAGUUCUGUUUCCAGAUCAUGUACACGUCUGCCCUCCUGACUGCCAACUGUGCACAAGGAAGCUAGUCCAGUGCAGUAACUUAGGCUUGAAACAUAUCCCCAGCAACUUGUCCAAAAGUACAGCUGUCAUUCACCUUAGUGGAAACAACAUCUCCUGCAUCAGCCAAAGUGAGUUCCGUGGUUUGCACGAAUUGUCAGUGUUGUUUUUGGCCAACACGAGUCUUGAGUAUAUAUACCCAGCAGCUUUUAUUGAUCUUCAGCAACUGCACUACUUGUUUUUAGACCAUAAUCAAAUAAAACAGUUAGAUCCGGAAACUUUUCAUGGUCUCUCCAAUCUUCUAUACUUAAACUUUCAGAAUAAUAUAAUACAUUUUCUUUCACCUGAAUUGUUUGUUGAUUUACAAGCACUUAGGUGUCUACAACUUCAGAGGAACUAUAUUGAAGCUCUGGGUAGAAAUACCUUCACUGGUAUGGUUAAUCUGCACAUACUUACCCUGGCGAACAACAUGAUUUCUGAGAUAUCCAACUCUACAUUUUCAGAUCUUGGAAACCUCAGCUACCUCUAUCUUCAGUAUAAUAACUUAACUUGGAUACCUUCACAUAGUUUUGGAGCACUAAAAAGUCUCAGAAAGCUUGUUUUAUCAUAUAAUCCCAUUACACAUGUUCAUUCAUUUGCAUUUAAGGAACUUACAAACCUUGAGUAUCUUUUCCUUGACCAUGCAAAAAUAUCAUCUAUUGACUACAAAGGUUUUGCUGAGCUAAGUAAUCUUAAACAACUCAUGUUAAAUGACAAUGAACUAAGUAUCAUCAGUGCAGAUACAUUACCUUUGUUGGGACAUUUAAGAUAUUUACAACUAAACAGUAACAAAAUAAGAAACAUUAGUAGUGAUGCCUUUAAGAACAUGAGAUCUUUGAGGGUUCUAAAUCUAGCCAGUAAUAGCCUUACUGAGUUGCACCCCAAGGUCUUUCUGCCACUUGUGUCCUUAGUAUAUAUUUGGGUAAUGGAAAAUCCUUGGAACUGUUCUUGCCAGUUGCUGGGACUGCGUAACUGGAUAGCAGCAUCAUUCCUCCAUGUCAACUUGCGUUGUCACAGUCCUCCAAGCCUUCGAGGUAGAUCUUUGCGUUACAUUACUGUAAGUGAACUGGGGAACUGCAUUACAGUUACAGCUGAAGCAGAUUUUAAUGUUAAACCUUCUGUUUCUGACAUCAUUCUGUCUGAACCACCCAUCUCACAGACAAGUGAAGGAUACAGCACUGGAACUACAGCCACCAGUAAUAUAACUUUGACGACAGGUGGGCAAACAGUUGUUGAUAAAUUCACUGAUUACACUGAGAAAGACCACUCAGAAAUUACUACGGUUAUUCCACGGGAAGUACAAGCAGAGCUAGCACCAGUUAACUUUACGGCUGUUGAUGGGAGUAGCUUGCUAGUUGGGGAUGCAACUCCUGUUUCACGGAAUGCUCAGCUAAGUUGUGAUGAUCAGCAUCCAAAACAUAAUGAAGCCUUUGACAUUUUACUUGCCUUUUUUGUACUUGCUUGUGCUUUGGUUCUCUUUUUAUUAUACCAAGUCGUUCAUUUAAGGCAGAAACUCAAGAUGCCAAGGAAUAUGGAAGAAGGUGUUUUGGAGUACUAUAGUUCAUUCCGCUUUGCUCGAUACAAUAUUGCACACCCAGUUUGUACACCAGAACGAGAUUUAUUAGGGUAUAGGGUGCAAGACCAAGUUAGGAUGGGUAAACAGACAAAACAUGACUACCAAACACAAGUUAUUCUUUUUGAGCACUCAGUACUGUGAUAUAAUAUCUGGUAAGCAAACCAGUGGUGUCUGUAAAUAUUACAACAGUUGGACUGUGAAGUCUCUGUUUGAUGUUUGACUGUGUUUAGAUUAAGUAAAAUAAAAUUUCUAGUAAAGGUUAGAGUGAAUGUCUGACUGCUGGUGACUUUCACAAAACAUUGCAUGUGCAAGAUGGUUAUAAUUCCAUAUUUAACUUUCUGCUGACUAAAUCCAUAACAAGUCUUUCCUUGUGUAUUCAAUAAUGCAGUUAAUGUAUGUGCUUGGAAUGUGAAUAGUGCUAAAUAAGAAAAAUGAUGCCCGUAUAAAUACCUGCUCAGACAUUUGAGUACCUGUCCUACUCAAAAAAAAAAAAAAAAAGAAAAUUCCCAAAUGUGAGAUGUGCGGUUGCACACUAUUCUAUGGUGAUGAACAUCUGCAAGAUAAUUUUCUUAACAGGAGUGUUUCUCAGAAAUUUUGGGAAUUAAAGGAGAGGAGUGUGUUGUAUGAUACUGGUUAUUUUGCUUUAUAUUCAAUCUGCAACCAGAAUGGCGUGAAGUUAAAAAAAAUAGUUAGGACCUAUUUUCCUCAGUAAAAUUAGGCUAGAUGGAAGCUACUUUUAUCUGGUAUGUUCCCAUCCAGUUGUCUUAGCAGAGAACUAGGGGUUUGACAGCAGAAUUCCAUUUGUAUGUAAUGUGCCCUUUUCAGCAGAACCUCUUUUAUCUACAUUAAAAUUGCUAGGCAGCACAAAACUCUGCAGAAAAAAUCAGUCACUCGUUCUGUCUUUAUCACACCGAGUUUUGGCUGGCAGUAAGGCCACUAAUCGUAGGUUAGUGACACUGCUCAUGGAAAUGCUUCUGUGUCAGUCAGCCAUUGUAGGAAUUGUGUUGAUUAUGACUUCUUAAGCUUGAAAACUGAUUUUUUUUGUAUCUUUGACAUUGCUAAAUAAAACAGAAUGGUGGGUACUGAAGGAUAACCAGUACAGUACCAUACCUGUACAUA